Molecule: messenger RNA, 639 nt
Organism: Didymodactylos carnosus
Lineage: Eukaryota; Metazoa; Rotifera; Eurotatoria; Philodinida; Philodinidae
Source: the annotation of a GenBank genome assembly
AUGGGGCUAUCCCACACUGACAGGAAACCUACACCUCAAUGUAUACGACGACGGUCACAACGCCCUACGACAUCGGCCAGUACAGAAACUACCGGCACAAUUGCAACUAUUGCAACCUCGGCCAGUAUAACAACAACAUUAUCAGCAGACAACACUAUAUUAGAAACGUUCACGACAAGUACCAUUCCGAUGAGCACCGAUAUUACAUACGAAGAAAACGAAGAUCCGAUCAAAGAAAAAUACGCUGUUAUUGAUCAACCCGUUUAUCCUCGAACACUUAUUCGAAAGCCGAGUAUAGCCUAUACGAUUUACAGUGCAUUCGAUGACUUCCCUACUGAAUCAGGCAGAAGCAGACCGACAAGUUCAGAUACAAUGAGAAGUGCCAACGAUAUAAAUCUGAGUCAGUUAAAAUCACCACGAUCAUCCAGAAGUCCGAAACGAUGGCCAAGACGUAUUGAACCGAUUGGUGGUUCCAAAUCGCAACAACCGUCAACAGCUAGAACUAGUAAUAUCAAUAUUCCUGAACGAAAACCCGUUAGACUUGCACAAACCAAAUCCAGACACCCUCCUUCAUCCUUGGCCCAACCUUCAAGAAAAGUUACGCCGAAAGUUUUCAUUUACAAUCCACCAUUACUAUAG